Chrysochloris asiatica (Cape golden mole) is the source of this 1527-nucleotide messenger RNA. RefSeq names its product tubulin, alpha-like 3 (gene TUBAL3). Gene Ontology annotation, cellular component: cytoplasm; microtubule. Gene Ontology annotation, biological process: mitotic cell cycle; microtubule cytoskeleton organization. The transcript is spliced from 4 exons. NCBI's taxonomy places the organism in Eukaryota, Metazoa, Chordata, Mammalia, Afrosoricida, Chrysochloridae. Bases 1 to 1527 code for a protein of 508 amino acids. The record is from RefSeq and is a predicted model, not a curated record. Gene Ontology annotation, molecular function: structural constituent of cytoskeleton; GTP binding.
AUGGCAUGGAAGAGGGGGGGUUGGGCGGCGGGGCGGUGGGCUGGGUGCCCGGGAGAUCUCGAGGAGCGGGCACCGUGCCCGGCAACUUUUGAAAAGGAGAAAAGUUCCUGUCAGGAGAAAGCUACCGCUGCCAUCAACAUCGGGGGUUUGAAAAUGGCGGCUGCGCAGAGCUCAGCCAAUCAGGGAGUAAGGGAGUGCCUUUCCAUUCACAUUGGCCAAGCUGGUGUCCAGAUUGGGGAUGCUCUUUGGGAACUCUAUUGCCUAGAACAUGGAAUACAGCCAGAUGGUAUCAUUCUCAACACUAAAAUGGAUCAGUUGGACAAUUUUCAAGUGGAACGUAUGAAUGCAUCUUGUGAUAACUUCUUCUGUGAGACAAGUGCUGGGAAACAUGUGCCCAGAGCUCUCUUCAUGGACCUAGAACCAACUAUUAUAGAUGGGAUUCGUACAGGAAAGUACCGCUCACUCUUCCGCCCAGACCAACUCCUUAGUGGAAAGGAGGAUGCUGCAAACAACUAUGCCAGGGGCCACUGCUCUUUGGGGCCAGAGAUCAUCGACGUUGUGCUAGAGAGGAUCCGAAAACUGGCAAAACAGUGCAGCGGACUUCAAGGAUUUUUGAUUUUCCGAAGUCUUGGAGGAGGAACUGGAUCAGGAUUUACAUCUCUCUUAAUGGAACGACUCUCGAUAGAAUAUAACAGGAAGACUAAGCUGGAGUUCUCUGUCUACCCAGCCCCCAGAAUCUCCACUGCUGUGGUAGAGCCUUACAACUCCAUCCUCACCACCCACUCCACCAUCGAGCACUCAGACUGUGCCUUCAUGGUGGACAAUGAGGCCAUUUAUGACAUAUGCCAUCGUAAGCUUGGUGUGGAAUGCCCUUCUUAUGCCAAUAUUAAUAGGCUGAUAGGUCAGGUGGUGUCUUCCAUUACCGCUUCCCUCCGGUUUAAAGGGUCCUUGAAUGUGGACCUAAUUGAAUUCCAGACCAACCUAGUACCAUAUCCGAGAAUACAUUUCCCCAUAGCAACCUAUGCCCCCAUCAUCUCUGCUGACAAAGCUUACCAUGAGCACUUCUCCGUGCCAGACAUCACUGCUGCUUGCUUUGAGUUCUCCAACCAGCUGGUCAAGUGUGACCCUCGACUUGGGAAGUACAUGGCCUGCUGCCUGCUGUACAGAGGGGAUGUGGUCCCUAAGGAUGUAAAUGCUGCAAUUGCAACCAUGAAGUCUAGGAAAUCUGUUCAGUUUGUAGAUUGGUGUCCAACUGGCUUCAAGGUGGGCAUCAAUGAUCAGCCACCCACCAUGGUGCCAGGAGGGGACCUGGCCAAAGUUCAGCGGGCUGUCUGCAUGCUGAGCAACACCACAGCGAUUGCAGAGGCCUGGGCCCGCCUGGACCACAAGUUUGACCUCAUGUAUGCCAAGAGGGCUUUUGUGCAUUGGUACAUUAAAGAAGGCAUGGAUGAAGGGGAGUUCAGAGAGGCUAGGGAAGAUUUGGCAGCCCUGGAGAGGGAUUAUGAGGAAGUGGGGCAAAGUUUUUGA